Molecule: messenger RNA, 1032 nt
Organism: Wickerhamiella sorbophila
Lineage: Eukaryota; Fungi; Ascomycota; Dipodascomycetes; Dipodascales; Trichomonascaceae
Product: Dihydroorotase
Exons: 1
Coding region: 1-1032 (343 amino acids)
Biological process (GO): pyrimidine nucleotide biosynthetic process; 'de novo' pyrimidine nucleobase biosynthetic process
Cellular component (GO): cytoplasm
Molecular function (GO): dihydroorotase activity
Source: RefSeq, a predicted model, not a curated record
AUGUCGCUUGAUCUUGGAAAACCUGGAGACUUUCACGUGCAUCUUCGCGAUGGUGCAAUGAAGGAACUGGUCACGCCCAGCCUGCGCGAGGGGGGUGUAUCGGUGUGCUUUGUUAUGCCCAACCUCGUUCCGCCCUUGACCAACCCGCAGCGGGUCCUGGAGUACCAGAAGAGCCUGCAAAAAUUGUCGCCCCGCACUAAAUUCCUAAUGUCUCUGUACCUCUGCAACGAGAUCACUCCUGAGGUGAUUGUGGCCGCAAAGAAGGCCGGCAUUUCCGGCGUCAAGUGCUAUCCUGCCGGCGUCACCACCAACAGUGACCACGGCGUUUCCAGCUACGAGCCGUUUUAUCCCACUUUUGCCGAGAUGGAGCGCCAGGACAUUGUGCUGAACAUUCACGGCGAGUGCCCCAGUGGCGAGGAUAUCCACGUUUUGAAUGCAGAAGAAAAGUUUUUGCCCACACUCGAGCUGCUGCACUCCAAGUUCCCCAAGCUGCGCAUUGUUUUGGAGCAUUGCACUUCAAAAGCGGCCAUCAAAGCCGUCAAACGCUGUGGCCCCAAUGUUGUUGCCACAAUCACGGCCCAUCACCUGUACCUGACGGUCGAUUCUUGGGGCGGGAACGCUCACAACUUUUGCAAGCCCGUCGCCAAGUUCCCCGAGGACCGCGAAGCAUUGAUUGAGGCUGCUACUUCUGGCAGUCCCAAGUUCUUCUUCGGCUCUGACUCGGCACCUCACCCUGUUGAGUCUAAAACAAAGGGUAAAGGUGCUGCUGCCGGUGUAUUCACCCAGCAGCAUGCCAUUUCCUACGUUGCCCAAGUUUUCGACAAUGCAGGCAAACUCGACAAGCUUCGCGGGUUUGUUACCGACUUUGGCAAGGACUUUUACAGAAUCAACGAUGCCGACCUCGAUUCUGCAACCGUCACACUCGUCGAAAAGCCCUUCAAGGUUGCUGAUGAACUGAGCAAAGAUGGUCUCACUGUGAUUCCUUUCCAGGCUGGCGAGACUCUCAAGUGGGCUGUAGAAUGGUCUAACUGA